This is a messenger RNA of Cricetulus griseus (Chinese hamster), 7881 nucleotides long. NCBI's taxonomy places the organism in Eukaryota, Metazoa, Chordata, Mammalia, Rodentia, Cricetidae. The record is from RefSeq and is a predicted model, not a curated record.
AAGCUAAAGCUGUGUGUAUUUGUGGAUCAGACAAGUGCAGCAAGUUAUUAUCAUUGGCUUCUGAAGGGGAGAGUGAGGUGAUGGCUGCGUUUAAGUUGGAUUUCCUUCCAGAAAUGAUGGUGGAUCAUUGCUCUUUGAAUUCCAGUCCUGUCUCAAAGAAAAUGAACGGCACCCUGGACCACCCAGACCAACCAGAUCUUGAUGCUAUCAAGAUGUUUGUGGGCCAGGUUCCCAGGACCUGGUCUGAGAAGGACUUGAGGGAACUUUUUGAGCAGUAUGGUGCUGUCUAUGAAAUCAACAUCCUAAGGGAUAGGAGCCAAAACCCUCCUCAGAGCAAAGGGUGCUGUUUUGUUACAUUUUACACCCGCAAAGCUGCUUUAGAAGCUCAGAAUGCUCUUCACAACAUGAAGGUUCUCCCUGGGAUGCAUCACCCUAUACAGAUGAAACCUGCUGACAGUGAAAAGAACAACGGGUUAAGGAGGAAAGUGGACCAUCUGGAAAGGAGACCUGCUAGUGCUUUAGGACAGACUUUCCUGAGCUCAGUAGGGACAAGGCCACGAUCAGUGCAGUUGCCAAGAUACUACAGCCCAGCAGCAAGCUAUGACCCAGCUGUGGAAGACAGGAAGCUGUUUAUUGGUAUGAUUUCCAAGAAGUGUACUGAAAAUGACAUCCGAGUCAUGUUCUCUUCAUUUGGACAGAUUGAAGAAUGCCGGAUAUUGCGGGGACCUGAUGGCUUGAGCCGAGGUUGUGCAUUUGUGACUUUUACAACAAGAACGAUGGCACAGACAGCUAUCAAAGCAAUGCACCAAGCACAAACCAUGGAGGGUUGCUCAUCCCCCAUGGUGGUAAAAUUUGCUGACACCCAGAAGGACAAAGAACAGAAGAGAAUGGCCCAGCAGCUCCAGCAACAGAUGCAACAGAUCAGUGCAGCAUCUGUGUGGGGAAACCUGGCUAGUCUGAACACUCUUGGGCCCCAGUACUUAGCACUUUAUUUGCAGCUCCUUCAGCAGACUGCCUCCUCUGGGAACCUCAACACCCUGAGCAGCCUCCACCCAAUGGGAGGGUUAAAUGCAAUGCAGCUACAAAAUUUGGCUGCACUAGCUGCUGCAGCUAGUGCAGCUCAGAACACACCAAGUGGUACCAAUGCCCUCACUACAUCCAGCAGUCCCCUCAGCGUACUCACCAGUUCAGCAGGAUCUUCACCGAGCUCCAGCAGCAGUAACUCUGUCAACCCCAUAGCCUCACUUGGAGCCCUGCAAACAUUAGCUGGAGCAACAGCUGGCCUCAACGUUGGCUCUUUGGCAGGAAUGGCUGCAUUGAAUGGCGGUCUGGGCAGCAGUGGCCUUUCCAAUGGCACUGGGAGCACCAUGGAGGCCCUCACCCAGGCAUAUUCUGGUAUCCAGCAAUAUGCUGCUGCAGCACUCCCCACUCUGUACAACCAGAAUUUAUUGACACAGCAGAGUAUCGGUGCUGCUGGAAGCCAGAAGGAAGGUCCAGAGGGAGCCAACCUGUUCAUCUACCACCUGCCCCAGGAGUUUGGAGACCAGGACCUGCUGCAGAUGUUUAUGCCCUUUGGGAAUGUCGUGUCUGCCAAGGUUUUCAUAGACAAGCAGACAAACCUGAGCAAGUGUUUUGGUUUUGUAAGUUAUGACAAUCCUGUCUCAGCUCAAGCUGCCAUCCAGUCCAUGAACGGCUUUCAGAUUGGAAUGAAGAGGCUUAAAGUGCAGCUCAAACGUUCGAAGAAUGAUAGCAAGCCCUACUGAGAGUGCUCCCCUCUGAGACUGGAGUGAGAAGAUCUUCUGGCACAGCUUGCCCUGAAGACUCAGCUACUGCCUUCUGUGGGAGUGUCGCUUCGUACAGAGGACAAGUUUGUGCUUUGGUUUCCAGUGUUUUACUUUGGAGUUUAGGUGCCAUAUCCUGGGGUUUUUUUGUUUCGUUUUGUUUUGUUUUUGUUUCUUUUCCCUUUAUUUAAAGUUUGCUGUGUUUGUAACCAGUAUGUUGAGAAGGACCAACACCAGUCCACCCUGAGGAAGGGGGAAAUGCUUUAAAAGAUAAUCAGAAUGUACCCCAAACCACUGAAAGAGAGAGGACUAAGCAGAACAGAAAGUUGAUCCUCCAAAUCUCUCUCCCUGAGUGCUGGGGUGGGUGAGGUCUACUGAGCUGCAGGGGCAGAGUGGAUGAGGUUGCUUGGCAUCUAGACCCUUCAUAUCAAACGAGUUGCUUUCUGUGGAAAUGCUAAGCUUAUGUCACCUAUUUUUCUGACUUUUGUCCUGGAUUUCUGCCCUUCUUUUCCUAGAAGGGGGUCUGCAAGUCUCAGGAAAUAAAGCACUUCUUAAUUUAGUCUGAAAUAUGCAAAUAACAGGGAGAUACCCAUUACUAGCCAUCCCAGUCCACCAUUGGUAUUGUAUUGCCCUGCCUGGCUGGUGGUUGUUUGGGGGAAGCAGCCAAAGAGGUCAUUUCUAGUUUAUUUCAGUGUGAAGUUAGGCCAUUGCCCAUUUCCAAGUUUAUUUUGAUGAAAGUUCAACACAGCAAGGAAUAUUGCCUCCUUCCCCAGCUGCAAUUUUCUCAUGAGGGCAGAUCUAAGAAGCUUUUGCAGCAUCUCCCUAACAAGGGUGCUGUUUACAGGCAGAGCAAUCAGAAGCCAUCUGAUGGAGGGAGGAGGGACCUGCUUCAUGAUGUACCUGAAUCAGGGUCUCUUCAAACUGUAUUUGAGCAGAGCCUAGUGUUCAAGAAGGUGCAGAAGUGCACUGCUGCCUCUUUGAUGAAGGUAUCCCAGAGGUUGUGUUUCCACAGAGGUCUGACAAGCCUCUUCUAGCCACUCUAGCCCCAUCUUCUGCCGUUGGAGACAGAAGAGAGUACAGGACGUUUACAGGCUCCAUAUGGAUUUAGUGUUCAUUUACCUCAGUAUUAACUCAUGUCAUUUUGUCAACAUGCUUACAGUUAGCUCCCUGCUGCCUUUCACCGGUGUUAACUCCAGUGUUUGCCAGUGUCCCACACAGCCUCUAGGCUCUGCUUUUGCUAUAAGAAAUGCUGUUGGGAAUGUGCAUCUGAGCAGAGGUAGCCCCAUAAGCAUAUGACUAUUGGCCACAGCCAAUAGCUUGGGUUCCUAGGUCCUUGAAAGCAUAAACCUCACAAGUUAAAAGCCUUGACUCCUAGCAGCAGAGAUUAGAAGAAGAAAGGGUCUAGCCUGUUUUUAAGUCAGACAGGGACACUUCUGCUUAUCAUGCUGUCCCUGUAGGUAACAUACAGGGAUUGACCAUCUUGCUGUUGUACAGGUAGUUAUUAGUGUUGGAUUAUCCCAUUGAAGCUGGUACAGCACUUCUCUGCUCAUAGUGAUAAGUUGGGUCUAUUGUCCUCUUAAAAACAUGAAAUAUAAUACACUUCUUAAACUGAACCACGUAAACUUGAAUUCUGUGCAACGGGAGAAAAGUGUCCUGUGUUUCAAGAUAAAACUGUUCUAAAGGCUUCCAGGGUAAUGAUGGGAUUUUUAAAAAUAAAUGCAAAAAAUAAAAAAUAAAAAUGAAAAAAAUUAAAAAGGAAAAAAAAAGAAAAAUGCUAGGUUGGGCAGGCACUGUUCUGAAUCCCAACUGGCUGGAACCAAGAAUGUCAUUUCUAUUUUUAUAGAAGUUUUAUACAGCUCCGGGGUGGAGAAUAUUUAUUACCUAAAUUAUAUCUCUGGAAAAGGCCAGGAUUUUGUAGAAUCCAGAAUGUGAUUGUUGUACACACAGAGUGCUGUGUAUGAUUGAAACUACUGACUUUCUGUGACCAUUUGCAGCCCAGGUAACCUGUCCAAGGGGAAGGCUAACAUUAAUGCUGUGAAUCGGCCGAGGCGAGAGCUGUGCUCCAUAGGGUGCUGCCAGUGCUGUGCUCCCUAACCUCCUGUUAUCUUCCUCCUUGGCCAGAACACCAUGUUCUUCCCUCUGUCUCCCAUUUCACCAUUUGUCCUGUGCUCUGGGACCUUAUGAAACCACCUUCCUAAUGAUAUUAGAGGCAAAUGUGUGACCCUCUGCCUUUGGAACAGACCCCAUACUUCAUACCUACUUGUGGCUCUAAAAGGAGUACUUGCCCCAGCAGAGCCAUGGUGUGCUCAGGCAGCCAGCCAGCUGGUGAGACCAUGAACUUCUGUUGGCCCCCUUUGCCCAGUGCAUAAGCACAGCAGUAGCACUGUCCUUGAGCACAGUUCUCUCCCCAGGCCAAAGAUGGUUUUGUUGAAGAAGCUGCUCCCCUGUAAGUCUUGAUGUGAAAGGGCUCAGUUCAGAGUGGAGACUGAAGUGAAGUCUUAAGCAAUCCAUUUCUGUUGUGUGGAGGUUUCACUUACAGUGUGUUUUCUGCUGUAGUUUGUUUCUUGAAUUAUAUCAUGCCAUUGAUUUGCCUUCACUGCAGCCCGACCACUAUCUCCUGGGUUCCACAUGAGUGGCCAGGGCCUACGUGGAAGCUUAGGGCUUGGAUUUCUGGGAACAAAGGGCCAUCCCAAGAUUGAGCAAGAAACUCUGGCCUUCUACCCUAAGUAAUCUCCCUUACACUGUAGUCAGCAUUUUUUGUUUCCUCUCCCCUCCGGUCUCACCAGGUAGUGGGAAAGCGGCUGAGGCCCUGCUUACCCCAGAGACUGUCUUGAUGUAUUAGGUGCUUUGCAGGAAAUCCAAGCCUUAGGUUCCCUUCUGUCUCUGGCAGUUGGUGUUCUCUUGGUGUCCUCCAUGUCCUUUUGAACUUUUCCCUGUGUCCAUUGUUAGCAUGUGCAAAAGUCCCUGUCAUUCCCCACCCCUGCCCUUCCCCACCUCCUCAUUUCAGGGCUGCACACAGUGAGUGUCCUGUUCUCUCUCUGUUUGGAUGUAUUGCUCUGUGUAACUCAGUGGAUCUCCCUCUUUCUGGUUUGUUUUUUUUUCUAGAUUCCUGCCGUUUGUUCAUCGUUGUGCCUAAAGCAUGUCGAUGUGGCGUCAAGUACAUCGUCCAAAUCCCUGUCUCUUCAGCUUCUCUGAUGCUUGAACUCUCACCUUUGACCUUGUGUUGACCUUUGAUGCUGAUGUGUAUUUUAUUAUGUUUGUUUCUUUCUUUGUUUUUUCUUUUUUCUCUCUUUUUUUUUCCCUUUUGUGCUGCCAAAAUUGGUUUUGCUAGAACGACUGCUGAAGGGAAAAUAUUUAAACUUGCAUUUGAAUAUAAAAAAAAUCUAUUUUUCUAGAACUUCAUAAGAUAACCACUUGAUUUUGUGAUUCCAAUUCUUUGUAACUGUCUCAGAGCAGCCCUACUAGCACAUGCCGUGUGGUGUUUGUAUCCCUGUGAACACACAGCCAGUCCGCUUCCAGGCUUUGUUCCUCUGUGUGCUUAGUUUUAAAGACAACUUUGAAAUAAACAAUGAAAUAAACGAUGUCACUAAAAAUCUUUGAGGCUCCUGAACACAUUUUGCUGAUACAGUUUUGGGGCUUGAGGAGACCGCAUGUGUUAUUAAUUUUUGUUUUUCUGAGUUUUCAACUGCAGAAAACACCUGAAAUACCCCCACCCCGUUUCCUUUUCACUGAGGCUGAGGUUUGGGCCCCAGCUAACCUUUUUGUUUUCCUUUUGUGGUUCUUCCUGAAGCAGUCCUGCAGGGAAGCCCUAGGGUCCCGUCCCCUCUCGUCCCUUCCCUUCCCAUCCUGUCCCUGUCCCUGUCCUCCUCCACCUCACCCCCAGCUCAACCAGCUCACAUCCAUGCUUAUUCCUACAGUCUCCACAGCAAAAUGUGAUGCUUUGAAAUUUUUUUGGGUUUUGUAUUUUUGCCUUUUUGUUUUGAAUUUUUCCUUUACUACUAAGAUUAUGCCCAGAAAAAACCAGUUGUGCAUGUUUCCUGCUGUUUCUUCACACCUUCGUAUGUAUCACCUUCACCUCUCUGUUUUCUAUAGUUUGUGCAAAAACUGACUGAUUUAAAGGGGUUUCAAAGAAGAUGUUUUAAAUUGUUACGGGGUUGAUUUUUUUCUCUCUCUAGGUUGUAUUGUUUUAUUUUGAAGUGGCAACUUUCUCCUCUAUUGCCCUUAGAGUGUUUGCCUGUGCACUUAGACUGUCACUCUUGAUGGCCUCCAGGUCUCAGUGGGGCAUCCAGGAGGCUGGCUGCUCUGCUUAGGGAGGACAGGGGGCCAGAGAGGCAGAAGCAGAGCCAAAGGUGGCUGUGGGUAGGCAGGAGGCUUAGCACAUCAAGGCUAUAUCACAGAGGAGGGAGGGUGCUGUGCCCCUAACUACCCAGAGGAGAAGCCGUCUGCACACUGAGUGGCAAUACACCUGCCUGCUCUUUUCCUAGGUGACAAGCACAAUAAAUACUACAGUCUUCACACUGUUUACAGCCCUGGGCACCAACCACCCCACAUUGGCUCUUCGCUAUGGCUCUGCUCUUACUUAGCUAGUAGAGUUGGGGUAAGGACAAGAAUUUGUUUUUAAAUUCAGUGAAGAGCCAAAUAGCUACUGUCCCCAGGUGCCAGGCCAGCCAGUUCUUUGGUUUCCUAAGGGGAAAUUACCCACUUGUCUUGUAGCACCAUCCAGCCUCAGGGUCUUGGGGACUUGCAAGAAUGUGAAUAGGAGAGGAGAGGCUAGAGGAAAUUAGUGGACAGGGAUGAUAGGUCUGUGAAGAGCAGAGGCAGCAGGGAGGAAUUUUGACAGAUCCCACUGAAACUUAAGCACUGGUGGGAGGGAGAGUGGAAGCAAGAUUGUCCAGGGAAGGGUGGCAAGGUGCAUCAAGGGAUGGGGUGGGGUGGGGUGUGGAAGCAUUGACUAGCAUCAUCACACCCAGCUAAUAAAGAAGGGACUCCAGCAGAAUUUCUGCUCUGGGACCCUACACAGGUUGCCUAAUAUAUUAUGCUUGAGGCCACCUUACUAGGAAGAAAAGGCAGCCAAGUGGAGGACCCCUGUAGGUAGGCUGCUCAAUGUCCUGGAAGGGGUGGUGUGGGAUGGAAUGAAGCCAGAGCCCUAGCCUGAGAGAACCUGCUGUGUGCCCCACAGUCUGAUUGCACAGAGCCGCCUCUGUUGGCAGGAGGCACUGCGGCUCCCCCUCCUGUGUAUUGAGAAGCUGUGUUUGCCAAUAUAUUUUGCUUUCAAUUCCAAGAGGAGCUCUGGGAAAACCUGUGGAUAAAACCAAAUGCCAAAUGUUGGACAUUGUUUCCUUUUCCUUUUCUCUGAUUGUUUUAAUUGUUCUGUAGUGGUUUUAAUGGAUUUGAGACCCUGGAGCGGCAGCUGCCUUUCUGAUUUCCAGCUGCUUUUUGUGAAUAAUUUAAAAAGAAAAAAAAAAGAAACUUUACAUUUUGGAGACAAACCUGUGUGAGUUUUUUAUUGGUACAAACGUUGUAUUUAACACUAGGGGUUUUGUACAGUUUUUUGCCUUUUCUACUAGAAAACAAUGUAAAGUGAUUUCACAAUGUGAAGAGAAAAAAAUUGCCACUAUGACCAAACGCACAGUCUGUUCUGCAGCAACAACGGGAUUCAAUCAACUCAAAGUCGUGAUUCAGCCGUAGUAAUGCUUUUCCUUGACCUUGUUUGAGCUUUCCUUUUUUCCUGUUUGAUUUACAAAAGAUGUCUUUUUUUGUGUGUGUGUGAACUUGUGUUGUACUCUGUAGAAAAUUAUGGAUUUUGCUUUAAUGGUUUUAAAAAAAAAAAAAAAAGGGCAAGAAGAGCCCUUGUCGCUUUUCUUACCUAAUCACAGUUUGUGUAGUGGAUUAAAAAAGAAAAAAGUUGUUAAAAGUUUGGAGCAAGGGAGUAUGUGUUUAAAAGGACUCUCCUUCCUUUUUUUUGUGUGUUUUUCCUUUUGUCCCAAUGGGGAACCUAAAUCUGUUUUAAUUGCACAGACACACGGACAAAAAGUCAUUUUGUAUCUGCCAAGUGUGGUACCUUCCUUUGUUUAUUUGCUAUUAAACUGUUUGAGAAGAA